Messenger RNA from Cadophora gregata, 954 nucleotides. RefSeq lists its product as uncharacterized. The record is from RefSeq and is a predicted model, not a curated record. Lineage: Eukaryota; Fungi; Ascomycota; Leotiomycetes; Helotiales; Ploettnerulaceae. Bases 1 to 954 code for a protein of 317 amino acids. The transcript has 2 exons.
AUGUCGACAUCUUCGGAGAAGGCAAACCUCGCACGCAUUCGCGACAACCAGAGACGAAGCCGGGCCCGGAGGAAAGAAUAUCUUCAGGAAUUGGAGAGCAGGCUGCGGCAAUGCGAACUCCAAGGUGUCGAAGCCUCGAGUGAGAUUCAGUCAGCAGCGAGAAGAGUGGCAGAAGAGAACAAGAAAUUACGGGCGCUAUUGGCACAGCAUGGCGUUAGGGACGAGAGUAUCGAGGUGUAUCUGCAAAGAACCUCAACGGCCGAUACGGUAAUGGGAGGUCAAUACGGCAGCCAUAGCGAGCCGGUACAGGUAUUGGAACAAUUGCUUUCAACGCCCAAAGCAUGCUGUACGGAUGGCAGCAACCCUUCGGGAGGAGGACAGUCCUGCGAUAGAGAUAGCUCGGGCAGUGUCACCACUACUCAAUCAACCUGGGAUCCAUCCCAGACUGCGAACCCGCGACGUCGUUCUGGAAUCCAGCAAGCUGGGAGGGUAGCAUCCAUGCAAUACAUGACCCCAAGUGGUAGCACGACGAGCAGCUCCCCGAUGGGACAUAGUUCAGCGAGUCACGCAAUGUCGCAACAUCAACGGCUUGUAUCCGCGCAAAUGGGGAGGCAUAUGAGCCCAGGCUCGAAUGCACCGAGCCAGAAUCACCAGGUUUACGACUAUGAUCAGCAGUUCUCUUUGUCGAACCGGUCGUAUUCUUCCAUCCAAAGCAACACCCCGAAACACCAAUACCAGACCUUGCAGCAGUCAUCAUCGGUAUACGUGCCUACGACAUCCAGCUCGAAUGUCAAUAAUUGUAAUUACGCGGCGGAACUAAUCACGACAAUGGCAGGUGUGAGCGACUCAUCGGCAGUUCGGGCAGAUCUUGGUUGCUCGCCGGGCAUGGAUUGUGAGGUGGAUAAUCAACUGGUUUUUAAUGUUAUGGAUCGAUACUCUGGUGUUGGGUUAUAA